Sipha flava (yellow sugarcane aphid) is the source of this 591-nucleotide messenger RNA. RefSeq lists its product as uncharacterized. The record is from RefSeq and is a predicted model, not a curated record. Lineage: Eukaryota; Metazoa; Arthropoda; Insecta; Hemiptera; Aphididae. Bases 1 to 591 code for a protein of 196 amino acids. The transcript is spliced from 2 exons.
AUGACUGAACCCAAUGUCGACGUGGUUGAUACAAAGAUCAAGCAAGAAUCUGUAGAAGAACAGGAUUCAUCUGAAAUGCCACCUAUCGAUAUUAAUAAACUGUCGACUACCAGUGCGGCAUACAAAUCUAGUGUUCAAGAGCCGUUAACGCCUUUUUCGGACGAAGCGUAUGCGUGCGAUCGGCAGUACGCAAUUGUUCUCGCACAACUGAUAUCGAUCACUGAUCGUGAAAAAGUUUAUAAAUGGAUCGAAAAACUCGAUACGAUGAAUAAAUGCGACGAAAUGAAAGAGGAACGGUCAGAUUAUUUGAGAUUUUUAAACCUUUCGAUGAAGUAUGGCAAACUAGUGCCACCUUUCACAAAAUUGCCGUCUCCGAGUCUACGUCCGCUCACCAACAUCAUGCCUAAGUCCGUGUACAGUCUGAUAUACAAAGGUAAGUACGCCACUGCCGACGAUUGCAGCCUCGAUGAGGACCUUGGCGACCCAACUUAUGGACCACCCGAUGAAGUCGUUCCCAGCUCAUUUUUCGACAGGCAACCGGUACCACGAAACGGUGGUGUGGUGUACGCAGCUGCAUACAGCACCAGAUAA